This is a messenger RNA of Scophthalmus maximus (turbot), 6781 nucleotides long. It is a transcript of the gene tgfbr3, whose product is annotated as transforming growth factor, beta receptor III. Bases 425 to 2980 code for a protein of 851 amino acids. The transcript is spliced from 17 exons. The record is from RefSeq and is a predicted model, not a curated record. NCBI's taxonomy places the organism in Eukaryota, Metazoa, Chordata, Actinopteri, Pleuronectiformes, Scophthalmidae.
GCAAAAAGCGCAGACGGAGAGUAGCGGCGACGCUGCUCGCGAACACUCCCGGCGACUGCGGCUCACACCUGGGUGGGGGAAACUGUCGCGGCGAACCCCUCCGUCCACAGCUGUGCGUGUCCUAUCCCCUGUAAACAAAACAGAAGGAAGAAGAAGAAGAAGAAGAAGAGGAGGAGGAGGAGGAGGGGGAAUGGUGUGGAGCUCCGGCGGACAGAAGACGGGACUCUGACAUCCGCAUCCAGCGGAGCGACUUCAAACUUCAACCGAAGUUUACCCGCAGUUUUUGCGUGUGGAGGGACUCGAGUGGUGCACUGCUGGAGCUUGAAGCUGACUUCCUGCAGGGCCGCUUCUUUGAGAGGGAAAUCCAGGAGAAAGGCCCGUUCACCCACCGUCUUCAUACUGGAAGCGGAAGGAUAACAACAAGAUGGCGUUAAGAUCCCCCGUUCCCGUGUUACUUCUCGCAAUAUGUUGCCUGGCAUCUGCAGGGCCUUUGUCUCGAAGCCCGUGUGAGCUGCUGCCGGUGGGGAUGGCACACCCGGUGCAGGCCAUGCUAAAGAGCUUCACCGCCCUGUCGGGCUGCGCGGGCAGGGGCACCACCAGCCUCGCUCAGGAGGUCCACAUCAUCAACCUGAGGGGACGCGCUCCAGAGGGACCAGACAGCCCACCGGCGGAGGUUGACUUGCAUCUGAAGCCCAUCCAGUCUCUGCUGCGCCACCAGAAGCCCCUGGUCUUCGUGCUUAACUCCCCCCAACCACUGAUCUGGAAGAUCAAGACAGAGAACCUGGCCCUGGGCAUCAAACAUACCUUUCAUGUAUCGGAGGGCUCAGAGGUCCGCUUUCAGCCGGGAAACUUCUCCGUCUCCUGCCAGAUCCAGAAGGAGACGCUUCCCCACGGCAACGAGCACCUCCUCAGCUGGGCCCAGAAGAAGUACAGGGCAGUCACCUCUUUCUCUGAGCUCCGGAUGACUCAAGACAUCUACAUCAAAGUCGGAGAAGACCCAGUGUUUUCUGACACCUGCAAGAUUGAUACCAAGUUCCUGUCUCUGAACUACCUGGGCGGCUACGUGGAGCCGCAGACAUCCAAGGGCUGCGUCCUGUCCGGUCUCGACAAAGACCAGGAGGUCCACAUCAUCGAGCUCCAAGCCCCCAACUCCAGCAGUGCUUUCCAGGUGGAUGUCAUAGUGGAUCUGCGGCCCCUGGAGGACGACGCCCCCCUGCACCGCGACGUCGUGCUGCUGCUCAAGUGCGCCAAGUCCGUCAACUGGGUCAUCAAAGCCCACCGCGUGAUCGGAAGGCUGGUUAUAGUGGCCUCUGAUACCGUGAGUGUCAGCUCCAACUCGGAGAGACUGAUGCACGUGUCAAAGUCCCCCAAGCAGAACUUGCCGUCAGGGUCACAAGCCUUGAUCAAGUGGGCAGAGGAGCAUGGUUACAGCCCCGUCACGUCUUACACCAGCACCCCUGUGGCUAACCACUUCAAUAUCCGACUAAGAGAGCCAGAUGUGGUGGAUCCUCUGGAGAGCAUGUUGCCCCCAGAGUUUUCCAUCCUGCGCGACUCCGGUCCUCACCCAGGGGCUGGAACCGCUUCGCGCCGCACGGGUCUGCCCUUCCCCUUCCCGCCGCCCGCCUCUGACGGCCUGCCCUACCUGCGGCUGCCCUCCGCCCUCGACGACCAGCCCUGGGAGAAUGGGGAGUACGAGGAGCAGCAGGGCGGCAGCGUUCUGAGCGUUGGCCUCAGCGUGCAGUGCGAGGACACAAGGAUGGUGGUCAGCAUCGACAAAGAGAGCCUGCAAGCGAACGGAGUGUUUCAUGCCAACCUCACGCUCCAAGACCCAGAAUGCAAAGCAGCAGUCAAUGCCACCCACUACACGCUGGAAACUCCUCUGACUGGCUGUCAGACGACCGUAUUUCCCAUGCAUGGUAGCGCUAUGGCCCUCCACAUCAACUCUGUCUUGAUAAGUCACGCUGAGACCAAGGAUGGGAGUGGUGGGCCGCUGGAUAAUGUGGAUCUGGAAUCCGGAGACGUGCUGUUCCCGAGGGACCCGGUUGACUCAGAGAGGACGUUCACCGAGCCCACGGAGCGCCAGUCUGCCAUAGUGUUCAAUUGCACAUACAGAAAGAACCAGGGAACCUCGGAAACGCUUCCCAGGAUUGUACCGGGACCGUCCAGGCAGCCGGUCAACAACAUGACGUUCAGCAUGGAUUUGUACAACACGUUGUCGUCCGACGACGCGUCCCGCCAGGCCUACUUCACUGUCUCGCAGAAUCAGCAAGUCUUUGUUGAGAUCACGUCGACCGCAUCCGAUCCUGAUGUGGGGUUUACCAUCAUAUCGUGCUCCGUCUCUCCCAACUCCAACCCCAGUACGGCCUCGGAGUACACUCUCAUCGAGACGGUCUGUCCCACCGAUGACUCCGUCAGCAUCUACCCGCAGAUGGACUUCCCUCUCCCUCAUCUGCAGAUGGAUAAGAAGAGCUUCAGCUUCACCUUCAACUCCAAGUUUAAUGUGUCCCUGCUUUUCCUGCACUGUGAGAUGUCCCUGUGCUCCAAGUCUCAGAGCAGCCAGAGACUGCCGUCGUGCCUACAGCCCGGUGAGAACUGUGAUUCUCUGAACGUGAACAACAUCCUCAAGAUGGUGAUGAACAGCAAGACAUCUACCAAGCCACUGGUAGUGGUGGAUGGCCCCGAUCAGCCCGACCUAACAGCUACUCCUACGCAGAAAGCCCCCCAGAGCCCACAGGAACAUCCUAAUCACAACACUCUGUAUGUGCUGGACACUCCAAUGGUGGUGGGAAUCGCCUUUGCCGCCUUCGUGAUUGGGGCUCUGUUGACCGGAGCGCUGUGGUUCAUCUACUCACACACAGGUGAGACAGCCGGCACACAGCAGGUCCAGAAGUCCCAGCCUCCCGCCUCCGAGAACAGCAGCGCGGCCCACAGCAUCGGCAGCACGCAGAGCACGCCCUGCUCCAGCAGCAGCACGGCGUAGGCCAGGUCGCUUCCCCGGCAUGGGGCACUGGAAAGGGCCCGACGGUUCACAGGGGCUGGUCUGUUGAUGUCCCUCCGUGACAGGAAUGAUUAUUUUGCGGCGGACGUGGUGGGAGCAGAAAAAAAAGAUUAUACAUCAUUUAAAAAACAAACAAACAAGAAAACUCACAUUAACACCUGUAGUUCUUGUGUCAGGCCCCUCGUGCCCCCACAGUUCUGCCCCGCAACCUCACCUCAUAUCUAGUACAAAAAAAAAUCUACAAGAAAAAAUGUGAGUGUAUACCAGACAUUUGCUUUUCGAAUCCAAAAGCUGCUUUUUUUUUUCUCCUGCCCACAACAGAGCCCUCUGUUUUGACCUUAGAUGGUUCGAUUCAGGCUGUUUGUAAAAAAAAAAAAAAAUUUAAAAAGCAGGUGCGCGCCAACAGCGAUGUCAGUAUUAGUGAGUGCACCGUAGCACAUUACUCGAUGCGCCGCGCCGCCGUCAACAUGGUGAAGCGGCGAAAGCAACCACUAUCAACACGCGGACAAAAGUGCAGUACGAGCGGAAGUCAUCGCCUCGAGCCACAGAGCGACAAGCGGCUUUUUUUCAAAGACGGCGGGACAGUGCUGGGCAUUGAAUGUAUACAGAAGAGUAAAUGCCCCCCAAAAAAAUGAAAAAAAAAUGUGAAAGAAAACUGUGAAAGUCACGCUGAUGAAAUCCCACGUACCAUAAUGUAUCCUUUAAACUCAUUCUGCCCUCGUAAUGGAUUUAUAGACACAUUUUACCAAGUGAUUUCUGUAUAGUAGUUAUAGGAAUGCAUCUCAGUAGGUCAUAGGUGUUCCACAACUUCACAGGGGCAUUAUGGGAUCCCUAUUGUUACAGCAGUAGUUUUGGUUUUAAUGGAUCAGUUUUGGGAACUGUGACGUGUGGCUUCAGCGCCACACUAAACACAGACGCGAAAGCAAAUGAUCAUAUUUCCCAAAAUUAUUCUUUUAAUAUGUGUAUACUGUUUAUAUUUCUGUAAAUACUGUACAUACUCCGAAAAUGUCAUGAAACAGAUUGUGAAAAUUAUGUUUUUUUUCGUACUGGACAGUGUAAGGUCCAAGGUGUCGCCACGUCAUAUGUUAAAAGUUACAAAAUAAGCACCACUGAUUACUAUUUCCAUUACAAAUCAAUGGGUUGGUUACUUUUACAGUUAAUCGUUUUAGUUGUUUGGUUGAGAAUAUAGUGAGAAAUGCUCAUCAGACCAACACAUCCUCACAGGAGCUGUAAAAAAUGAAUAUUAUUCCCUUGAUAAAUAUGGAGAAAUGAUGACUAUAUUUCGAUCAAUUGACUCACAGAUUAUUCAGCUAGUUGGAGUGUUGUCAGACACCCGGAGCCCAAGAAAGAGUCGUUUUGUUAUUUUCAUAAAGCCAAAUGUUCCGUGUAUGGAUUUUCGUUAUCACCUUUUUUUUGUCGUAAAUCUUGGCACUGACCAUGUUGAAUAAGCUGUAGCUGAAAAGUGUUGUUUUUUUUACGAACAUACGACUGCCCCACCGUGUCAGAAUAGCGUGAAUGUUUGCUGUAGUGCCUCCCUUCAUCAACCUGUAUGUGCUCUUAUCAGAAUCUGUGUGUGGGGCUAACUGGGGAAUCGGAGAGAGAAGUUUUAACCGUGUCUCCGUCGAGGAGCAACAGUAAAAAAAAGCUGAAUGUACGUAAUCUCAAAGCUUUUAAUCUUCUUUUCUUUUCUUUUUUUCCAUAUGUAAACAUGUAUAAAGCUUUCUACAGAGGGAACAGAGUAUAAAUAUAUAUAUUUGUGUAUAAAAUUAUAUUUUGGAAUAUAUUUACAGAGAGAAAUCUAUUGUUGUCUACGUUUGUAUUAAACUGUGAAUUUGUGGAUGUGCUCAUUCAUAACACACGUCCGUCGAGGAUUCACGUAGAUCAUUCAUAGGAGCCUCGUGGCAUAAGUUAUGACACUUUGAAUCUGCAAUUAUAGAGCUCUUUUGUUAAAUAAUGAAAUUGUGAUUUCCUUACAAUAAAUAAAAGUCGAGUUGAUUUCAAGAAUUAUAUCUUUGAAACUUUCAUUUCAAAUUUUUUAAUGAAAGAACGUGUCAUAACGCAUGUAAUGAGACCGAAAUGAAGACUACAUAUAAACGGUAAAAUGUAUUGUUUCUUCUGCACAUCUGGAAGAAAUGCUUCCACAGCUCCUAUGUUUUGUUUCAUCGUCCAUUGUAGUUUUGUCGUCGCAUUUUCCCACUUGGCAAUAACGUCUCGUGCCUGAAGCUGUCGCGUAUUGGUUUUGCAAUUUUGUAUAAAUCGUUUGGGGUUUUUUUUUUACUCAAAUAUUUUCACAUGAAGUAAAUAAAUCAGAUUUGUACCUUUUCAAUCAGCAUCUCAAAUAUCAAUUUCAUAUGCUCGAAGAUGAGCUGUAGCAAUGACUGUUUAACAACUCUUUUUUUUCUUCAUCGUAACGUUAGAAAGGCUCACAUAACCCCCUGUUUUCUUCCUCCCAUUGUCAUAACCAAUGACACCUAUCUCCUUGAGGUCGUGACAACCACAUUCCAUCAAAGCUGAACCACCGAUGGCAGCGGUUAUUAGGUUAGGUAUUAGGAUUAGGUAACAAAUGUGCCUGCGCUCCUUUUUCGACUGGAGAAAAAUCCAACAGUUCUCUUCAUUUUGGGGGGGUUUCUGGAAACCUCAGCUGUUUUCACUAACACUUGAGAAAUCAUUCUUUAUUAACUUAUAUUAUAGAGCCACUUGGUUUCGGGGCAACACGAGACCAUCAGUGUUUGUUUUGCCCAGGCCUCGGGCCAGGAGGGGGGGGUCCUCGGGUUGCUCAGUUAUGUGGUAAAUAUACAGAAAAGGGGGCAUGUUGUGCACUGCUGCGGCGUUAUUGUGAACAACAACAACAACAACAACGCUGUGUCCCACUGUACACAGAAUAUACUCUCCGUGUCUCACAGGGCGUAAAUAUAAUCAGCGGCCGUUGUGGGACUGAGGCUUUUCUCCACAUUCCUGCAGUUCUGUGGUUUUUCUCUUAUCGACUGUGGCGAAUCCAACCUCCCCAUAUGUAAUCCCCCCCCCCCCCCAUGUCCCGCUGUGAAGCUGCUGAGCCUCGGCGUCACGAUCUGGACACAAUCUUCUCGUUUGAGAUCAUUUGGAGAUUUUUUUUCUUUUCCUUUUUUUCUCGUUGGCUCAAGCUGAUGAUUCAACAUAAACAUUCCUCCCCCUCCGUUUCCCCCGGUGCAUGCUGGGCAAACCACUAACCAACCCCUUCAUGGCGGCGAGGAAGAAUCUGUACAAUGUAUGAUGCUGUAUCACACGAGGGACAGUGAGCUGUAUCACGACUGGCCCGUCCCCGAUCUGAGGACCCGUGAUCUGUGACCGGGGCGCGAGGCCGUCGAACCCGUCGUCGAUUGUAUUUGCUUGUGACCAUUUGACUACCUCAUGUUUUUCUAUGAAUGUAUAAUAUGUGUGUGUGUGUGUGUGUGUGUGUUUUCUGCUCCUGCAUGUGUGAACUCAAGAAAAGUUGAAACGUUUGUUUGUUUGUUUGUUUGUGGGGGGGGGCUGCGUGGUUUUUACUGCCGUUCACGUUCAAUCUUUCUGUCUCAAAGCAAAACAAAAAAGGAAAAUGAAGGGUUCCAUGUUUCCCAUCAUGGCCGAGAUCUGCCCUUUCUUCUUUGGGUGGUGGUGGGGGGGGUUUUCUUGUUGUUUGAAGUUUCUUGUUGUUUGUUUUGUAGUUACUGUUUCCUUUGGAUUUAAAAAAAACAACAUUUUAUACGCUGUAAAUAUGCAUGACACUUGUAUAUCCAAUUAUGCCCAAUAAAUUUUCGUAAUAAUCCA